AUGCCUGUUGUGGAAAGUGGCGUCGUGUACUUUCACCCUGGGCUGUGCUUCGGGUGCGGGGCUGAUUUCCAGCACCGGACCCCAGUGCGGCGCCACGCCUCCGAACGAGUGCUGGGCUGCAGUGUGGGAGGAUGCGAGUUCAAGCUGAAUUCAUCUGUUUUGUUUGUAUUUGUUUUUCAGUUCAAUCAUCUCAAGCUGCAGCUGGAAGAUGAGUUCCCUGGUGAUGUGGAUAUUACUGGAGAAGGGACUCGUCAGUCCACUGGCUGGUUCGAGGUCACCAUCAAUGGACGUCUGGUUCACUCAAAGAAGGGGGGUGAUGGCUUCGUGGACAGCGAUCAGAAGAUGCAGAAGAUCAUGAAGUCCAUCGAGGAGGCUAUGAAACGCUGAGACUCUGCGCACUGCAGGUUAAACUCUUCCUCUGUCCUCUGACCUCGCUGACCGCUUGAUGACGGCCGUGCUUGCAAUGCUGACCAGCAGUGGCUUGGCCUGAUACCUGCGAGACGGGGGGUGCGAGCACAGAGAGCGAGGGCUCCCCUGCAAACUUAAUUUUUAUUUUUAUUUUUUCGAAACAAAAACUAUAAAUAAUCAGAAUCCCAAGCAGCCAGCAGUGUGUGUGUGCUUGAUGUCUCCUGCAGUGUCACGUUGGAUUUUGUGUGACUAUGGCAACCUCUUUCACCCUUUCUUAAUCUGUUGUAUUUUAAUAGUAUUUCUUUAAUGGCUGCUGUUGUAAUUGUAUAUAUCCUAAUACAGCUAGUCGUGGAUAA
Polyodon spathula (Mississippi paddlefish) is the source of this 764-nucleotide messenger RNA. It is a transcript of the gene selenow1, whose product is annotated as selenoprotein W, 1. Bases 1 to 387 code for a protein of 128 amino acids. Gene Ontology annotation, biological process: response to selenium ion. Gene Ontology annotation, cellular component: cytosol. Lineage: Eukaryota; Metazoa; Chordata; Actinopteri; Acipenseriformes; Polyodontidae. The transcript is spliced from 6 exons. The record is from RefSeq and is a predicted model, not a curated record.